Molecule: messenger RNA, 1985 nt
Organism: Phaedon cochleariae (mustard beetle)
Lineage: Eukaryota; Metazoa; Arthropoda; Insecta; Coleoptera; Chrysomelidae
Source: the annotation of a GenBank genome assembly
GGGAAAUACAUACAAAAGUGCAAAUACAUCGUCAACUCGUCUGGUCGUUGUUGUUAGUGCAUUCUUAAGGUUGUUUAUAAAAAGUGUGGAGUGAGGAAUGAUACUCAGCAGAGCAAAGCCAGCUAUUCAGUCUAAUAAUGAAAUUGCAAGAUUUUCUGGAAAUAAUGCUACCAAAAGUUCUCUGCAGUUUGAAGAUUACUUGAGAAAACGGGACUAUGCAGGAGCGGUAACGCUAAUGGAGUUCAGGCCAGAGAAAAAUGGCAUUGUAGAGCAAUGGAUCGCAUUUUGUGCAUUCCAUAUAGGUGACUAUAAAAAGGCUUUGAACAUUUAUCAAACUUUAUUGAAAACUGAUGAUGAAAAUGAUGACUUCCUGGUGAAUGUUGCUUGUUGCUAUUUCUACUUGGGCAUGUAUGAUGAAUCCAAGCAUAUUUUACAAAAUGUACAAUCUAGUGGCUUGAAGACUAGGCUGAAUUUUCAUCUAGCCCAUAAGUUGAGAGAUGAAAACAUUUUGAUGGAAUAUCAUCAACAGUUACAAGAUAUACUCGAAGAUCAAUUGAGCUUGGCUGCUAUACAUUAUUUGAGAGCCCAUUAUCAGGAGGCUAUCGAUAUCUACAAGAGAUUACUUCUUCAAAAUAGGGAAAAUAUUGCUCUAAAUGUGUAUGUAGCUUUGUGUUAUUACAAAUUGGAUUACUAUGAUGUGUCACAAGAAGUUUUGGGGAUAUAUUUAAAGCAACACCCAGACUCUGUUAUCGCCACUAAUUUGAAGGCUUGCAAUACUUUUCGUCUCUACAAUGGUACAUCUGCUGAAAACGAGUUACGCUCUAUUGUAGAGCAAAAUUCCAACGUAGGGUUCGGGUAUGAUUUGUUGAAACAUAAUCUUGUUGUUUUUAGAGAUGGUGAAGAUGCUAUGCAGAUUUUUCCGUCUUUGGUCGACAUUGUGCCAGAAGCAAGGCUCAAUUUGGUCAUACAUUAUCUUCGGAAUGAUGAUACCAAAGAGGCAUUUGAUUUGCUGAAAGAUUUGCAGCCAGCAGUCCCGCAAGAGUAUAUUCUCAAAGGAGUUGUUAAUGCGGCACUUGGACAGGAACUAAAUUCGCAAGAGCACAUCAAAAUAGCAGAGGAAUGUUUUCACCUGGUGGGCAGCUCAACUAGCGAGUGUGAUACGAUUCACGGCCGACAAUGCAUGGCAGCAGCUUUUUUCCUCGGAGGACAAUUUGAGGAAGUUUUGGUUUACCUCACCUCUAUCAAAAGUUACCUUCAUUCAGACGAUACCUUCAACUUCGAUUUUGCCCAAGCGAAAACGGCUUGCAAUCAGUUCAAGGAAGCCGAAGAGACGUUCUUGCUGGUGCAAGACCCGAGAAUAAAAAACGACUACGUGUACAUUUCGAACCUGGCUCGCUGUUACAUCAUGAACGGGAAGCCUCAGAACGCCUGGGAGCUGUACCAGAAGAUGGACAGUUCUCCGGAGAGUUUCAAUUUGUUGCUGUUGAUCGCCAACGAUUGCUAUCGAAUGGGGGAGUUCUGGUAUUCGGCCAAGGCGUUCGAUAUGCUCGACAAACUCGAACCGAAUCCGGAGUUCUGGGAGGGAAAAAGAGGAGCGAUCGUAGGAGUUUUUCAGGGUGUCGUUGCGCAGAAAUUCCCGGUAGACAUGCUAGGUGACGUUCUUCAACUUCUCAGAAGCAGCACCUCAAAUCAGGCAGACCAAAUAGCGAGUGUCAUCAGAAAAUGGGCGAAAGAAAAUCGCUUUGCCGCUUCGUACCAACCAGGCUUUGGCGCGACUCAAAGGGAAAAGGGAUACUCCGACAGAUAGGCGGCGAGCGAUUUGGGCAGAUCCAGUUGGGUGUGCGGAGGCGGCAACAUCGCCAGCCUCGGCUGGCCGGACCGCUUCAAACCCCUGUGCACGGCCAGCCUGGCCAGGUGCUUCAGGCCGGCCGGCUCCGACUUCCUCCUCAACGGUUUGUCCAGCAAAAUGGAGGAGUACCACUUGC